Drosophila persimilis is the source of this 988-nucleotide messenger RNA. Its product is annotated as putative OPA3-like protein CG13603. Lineage: Eukaryota; Metazoa; Arthropoda; Insecta; Diptera; Drosophilidae. Gene Ontology annotation, cellular component: mitochondrion. The transcript is spliced from 4 exons. Gene Ontology annotation, biological process: regulation of lipid metabolic process. The record is from RefSeq and is a predicted model, not a curated record. The coding region runs from base 19 to 783 and encodes 254 amino acids.
UUGGCCAAAGGAAAAACAAUGGUUAUUGGCGUCUUUCCGGCGGCCAAACUUGGUGUUUUGGCCAUCAAGCAGAUCAGCAAACCCAUUGCCAAUGUGCUGAAGUCGAACGCCAAGUCCAGUCCCUUCUUCAGGAAGUACAUCUGCAUGCCGCCGGCCCAGUUCUACAAUUGGGUGGAGGUGAAGACCAAGAUGUGGGCCCUGAACAUGGGUGGGCGCAGUGUCAAUGUUCCGCCGCUGAACGAGGCCAUGGCCAUCGAGCUGGGUGCUAAUCUUCUGGGCGAGUUCAUAAUUUUCACCAUCGGCGCCGGUCUGCUGAUAUUUGAGUACUCUCGUCAAUCCAUAAAGGAGACCAAGAAGACCGAGGAAAUCCAAAUGGAGAAGAUGCAGAUGACCAAUACGCUGACGGAGAUGAACUUUCGACUGGAGCGGCAGGAUGCACAAAUCCGCGAAAUGACGAGGGUUCUGGCGGAUUUAGAUUCACGCAAUAUCUUCCGAUGGAGCAAAGAGCGCCUGCAGGAGUACGUGCCCUUUGAUCCGAGCACACCGGAUCAGAGUGCCAGUGCGAGGAAUCCCAAGAAGUACGAGGGCGUCUAUGACCCCACGGGGGGCAUGGCGUUCAGCGCCCUGAACUUCUUGGAAACGCAAAUCUUUGUCGAUGGACGGAAUCGAAAGGCCAAGGAGGCCCUCCAGCACAUAGAUGAAGUAGCCGAGCAGCUGGAGCAAUCCGUGAGCGUGGUGACCAGCCCUGUGGCCGCUACACCGCCGUCGAAAGUCGAGCAAUGACACCAGAAACAACUCGAGCAGGAUCUGUCCUUGCUCAUGUAUGCCCUGGCCCUGGAACAGUAAGGGAAGCUGUUUUCUUUGUUUGCACACACAUUCAUCCUGCAGCCAGUCCCACACCCAUGAUGCUAGCCAUGAUCAAAUCGCGUGUUACCAUUACUUACUUUAUAAGUAUAAAGUCAAUAGAUGUACAUAUAUAACUAUUGUA